UGUAUCACUUAAAACUGAUAUUCUACAUACUUUUCUCAUACAUUAGACGUUUUUUACACAUAUAAGUGAUAAGUUACAUAUACUCUUGUUUAAAAUUUUGACUGUGUUGAUCGUUUUUCCACUGUAUUAGCUUUGUUUAGUUUUGGUAGAUAGAUUAUUGGUGGUGAUAGUAAAAGUAUGACUAUACUAAGAUAUGCGUCGCUGUUUUUCUAAAAUUAGUUGAUAUUUUCGAUCCAUAGUGUUUUUGACUGUAAAAUAUAUCCAAUGUUCAAUAAUCCGGUACGUCCUCAAAAUCACUCCAUUAAAGUUGCCACGAAUGGACCAAUAGAAUAUUUUCGAAGCAAUGGUAAGACCAUAGCAAGACCAGUUUCAUGGUCUUUUAACGGAAUUGUGGAAUUAUCUGCUUUACGAACAGCUGCAAAUAGGACACGUCGGAUAUCAAGAAAGGUCGAUCCAGAAUUGAUAUUCACAAAACAAGAGAGAAUCGGAAAAGGUUCUUUUGGAGAAGUUUUCAAAGGUAUUGACAAUCGAACUACGCAAGUUGUUGCUAUCAAAAUCAUCGACUUGGAAGAGGCCGAAGAUGAAAUCGAAGACAUACAGCAAGAGAUUAUGGUACUGUCGCAGUGCGAUAGUCCAUUCGUUACAAAAUAUUAUGGAUCUUACCUGAAGGGUACAAAACUAUGGAUUAUAAUGGAAUACUUGGGCGGUGGUUCGGCAUUAGAUCUGAUGAAAGCAGGAAAUUUUGAAGAGAUGCACAUAGCCAUUAUUUUAAGAGAAGUUUUAAAAGGUCUGGACUAUUUACACAGCGAAAGGAAACUACAUAGAGACAUUAAAGCUGCCAAUGUACUAUUGAGCGAGAUGGGAGAUGUCAAACUUGCCGAUUUUGGUGUGGCUGGUCAACUAACUAACACAACAAGUAAACGGAACACUUUCGUCGGUACUCCCUUUUGGAUGGCUCCAGAGGUGAUUAAACAGUCUGCUUAUGAUUCCAAAGCCGAUAUAUGGAGUUUGGGUAUCACGGCCAUAGAACUUGCCAAAGGUGAACCUCCCAAUUCCGAAUUGCAUCCAAUGAGGGUUCUCUUCCUUAUCCCGAAAAAUAAUCCACCUCAAUUGACCGGCAGUUACAGUAAACAGUUCAAGGAUUUCGUGGAAGCGUGCUUAAAUAAGGAUCCUGAAAAUAGACCAACUGCAAAAGAAUUACUAAAAUACCCAUUUAUCAGGAAAGCUAAGAAAAAUUCUUACUUAAUAGAUCUAAUUGACAGAUAUAAGAAGUGGAGGUGUACAAGAAAUGAAGAAUCUGAGACUGAAUCCGAGAAUUCUGAUUCAGAGGAGCCAAAACAAGAUGGCGAUCUAGACGAUCCGUGGAUAAUGACAGUAAAAGGAAACAUGAAAUUGCCUUUGGAUGAAAUACCGUCUCCAAACCACAAAUCUGGUAACAAAGUUCAAAACGGUUCAGGACCCAUGUUAAGCAAAUCUCCACCGACUGACUCUAAUCUCAAUCAUUAUAAACCAGAAAAAGCCAACCUGUCCUUAAAAUCGCCUGUAGUACAAUCCUCGUUAGACAAUAGAAAAGACAAGGACAGAGACAGAGAAAAGGAGAGCGAAAGAGAAAAAGAACGGGAAAGGACUGACAUCAAAGAGAAGGAGAAGAGAAUAUCUCGGGAAUUGAGUCCAUUAGAUCAUCGAGGAGACAGUAUAUCUGCAGAAAAGAAGGUUAACAGAAAACCCGGCUCGAGAGAACAUUCAAAUUAUAGCGGAAAGAUCGAGAGUAGGGCGCCAGUAUUGGGCGCAUUCAUUUAUCCAAUUAUAUCAGAAUUGCAGAGGAAGCAUCAAUACAAUAGACGAUCAGCAGAGGCGUCUCACAAAUCUAGUGAUGCAAUAGAAGAAUUAGAAAAUGCCUUUGAAAUAGCUGAAAAAACAAGUCCUGGUAUAAGUGAAGUAUUCAUCUGUGAAUUGGUGCAAAAGUUGGUGCCAUCAAUUUCUGAACAAAGGCUUAAGGGGGUGUUAGAUAAAGUUGUUAGGGAUACUUUGUAGGAAGGGAGUUUUGUUGAAGUUGCAAUUUGAGAAUGUAUUUGUUGAUUUGGAAAGUAAAUUCUCUUGUUAUUCCACGUUGUUAAGAAAAAUAAAUACUUACCAUUUACAUGACAAUAUCUUAUACUUAUUGAGCUUAUUACUGGUAAAUUUUAAGCGAAACUUUCAUAUAGAAAAAUAGUUGAAUGAAUAUUAACACCCACCUCUUAGUCCUACAACCACCGCCGCGAUUGUUCACUUUUCAUAGACAAUUCUUGUCAAUCACUUUUACUUGAUGACUAAAUCUACUUACAUAAUUUUUUGAGUAUUAUUCGCAGUGUUUCACUAUAAUCAAUUACAGUAUUUGAUGUUUUGGUACAUUUUUAUAAAAGUCAAAUAUGUCGAUAAUGUCAUUUGCAUCUCAUAACACUAAAUUCUCUCAAAAACAUUACUUUAUGUAAUAUGUGUUAUGUUGUUAAUUCUUCAAUAUCAAACAGUUUUGUUAUGCUGUAUGGAACAAUUACAGAUUUACACUGAUCCUUCGAGUCCUUCAUAUCCGGCUCCAAGGACCAGACAGUAUAAUAAUUGUGAGUGUUGGUGUAGUGGAGUAGUAAAGCAAUGUUUUCAGUAUACCAACAGUACUAGUAGUAGCUCAACUUUAUUACAGAUUAUUGACUAUUUAUUAUGAAUGUUAUUUUAUUUGAUUUCUGAAAUAGGAAACUUUUCAUAACAUUUGUUAGCAGUUGUAAAUUUUUCAAUUUUAAACAAUUUUCAUAUGCUCUAUAAAACAUUUAUAUAUUUACUUUAAACACACUUUUUACACCAGUCCACUUAACAUUUACAAUUACACUGUUUGGUCUUUCGAGUCCUUCAUAUCCGGCUCGAAGGACCAAGCAGUGUAAUUGUGAGUGUUGAUUUAGUGGGAUAGUAAAACAAUGUAUUCAGUUUACCAACAAUGGUAGUAACAGGUAUUUCACUUCCAUUACGGAUUUUAUUUGACAUUUAAACAUAGGAAAUUUUUCGUAACAACAUCUACCAACAGAUUUCUAUUUUGUUAUAAUUGCUAAUUAAGAAAAAUUAUAUAAAUUUCUAAUUCUGCCUCCAUAAUUUCCAGUAUUCCAUUGAAAAUAAAUGUACAAUAUUGUAAUACUAAAAUUUUUUAAAAUUAUGCAUCUGAUCUAUUAUUAAUGCUUCCAAAUUAUUAGUGCAGUUGUUAUAUAUGUCAUCAUCCUCAUCUGCACAUCCUUCCAUGAUAUGUCGUCCUCACUGCCGUCCAAAUUAUUCAAUGUAAUACAUUUGAGGUAUAAUAAUAGAUGGCUUUAAUUCGUUGCACAUCGAAAAUUCAUUUUUCAAGUAUGACUUUUACUUAUCCAUGGUUCUUUUUAAGGUAAAAAGCUUCCUUUAUUGUCUUAUUAGAAGUUGGAAUAAACAGGGCAUGUCCAUAACUAAACUGAACUUAAUUUUUCAACCUUAUUCACUCUAUUAAUAAUUUUUAUAAAUCUUUGUGAAACUGGACAUAUUUGACAAUUGAUAAUUUUUUUCUUUCGUGUAUUAUCAUCAUGGAGUUAGAGGACCCUCAUUUUAAUGGAUGAAAAUGUGCCAUUUCAUGUUGAAAUAAUACUAACAUUCUUUUUUCAAAAUAUGAUACCCAGUUUAACAUAUCCAGUUUUUAUACACUUUUAUAUAUAUUCCAACAACUAUUAGACUCUAACGGUACGCUUACACCAAAUCCGUCAUCGGCCGGACUCGGACAAUUAAACCAAACCUAUGUUAGAGUUUGAAAGCGCAUAAUCCGCGAGGUCGGUUGUAGCAGUGUAUGCGCUUUCAUGCAACUUUUACAUAGGUUUGGUUUAAUCGGCCGACGACGCCCGAGCAUACUUCGGCCGAUGACAGAUUUGGUGUACGCGUACCGGUAAUGGAUAAGUAAAAAAUAUUGUUAAAACAUUCUAUCCACAAUAUCUAUAAAGAAAGUAAUAAUGACAAACGUUGUAUUACGAAAAACUCCCUGAUUACCAAAACUCUUGAUAAUAUUACAAUCUUUUAAUAAAAAUAGUUGAAAACGUUUCAAUUUUAGAGCACCAUUUUGAAAACUUUCCAUAGUUGAAGAUGUUUCUUGUUCACUUGGAUUUAGUCGCUAGAAAAAAAAAUUUAAAAGUUCAAAAUUUGUAAUUAGAAUUGUCCUCGGUAAGUUUUCGAAUUUUCAUGAUUCUUUUAGUUUAAUAACAAUUAUUAUAGAAAUAAUGUUUUUCAUGAUGGAGUAAAAAGUUUAUGCCAUGUCCUCUUGGGAUCCAUUGUAUAUAUGUAUAUCUAGAUUGAACUAUAUUCUAUUAUUAAGAUAAUAUUUUUUCUUGCAAUGUAUUUUUUUAGAUGUGUAAAUAUAUAUAUCAAUAAAUAGUUACACUGUUGAACAAA
Messenger RNA from Diorhabda carinulata, 4422 nucleotides. It is a transcript of the gene GckIII, whose product is annotated as serine/threonine-protein kinase 26. Bases 265 to 2034 code for a protein of 589 amino acids. NCBI's taxonomy places the organism in Eukaryota, Metazoa, Arthropoda, Insecta, Coleoptera, Chrysomelidae. Gene Ontology annotation, molecular function: protein kinase activity; ATP binding. The transcript has 9 exons. The record is from RefSeq and is a predicted model, not a curated record. Gene Ontology annotation, biological process: protein phosphorylation.